AUGGCAGAUCUCUCCGGUCGCGCGACGCCUCGGCAAGGCCCGACGGACAUCGAGAAUCCGUCUAAAACGCCCUCCUGCGUUGCGUGCGCAACCAGAAAGGUCAAAUGCGAUCGCAACUAUCCCUGCUCGACCUGCGUUAAACGCGGUUCUGAGUGUGUUUACCGGGCUCAUCUCCCUUCGCGUCGUCGCAAACGGCCGCCCUCCGGCAGUGCGCAUGACUUUGCUCGCCCGAGUCCCGCGUCGCGUCCUGCAGGGCCCGUGGUAUCCCCCGUGCCUGUGCAAGAUAGGACUUCGGCGAUUUCGCGGGCUGAGCCCGGGGUGUUGAUUGCAGGGGGCGGCAGGUCCGUCUACAUGGAUAAUAAUGUUUGGACGAGUGUUCGAAAUGAGCUCCCCAGAGCAGAAGAAAUGUCGGAGAAUGACUCCAUGUCCUCUUUCGAAGACGUACAUGACGAAGUCUCCAUGCUGUUGGACCCAUCCCAGAAAAAAAGUCUAACCUCACUACAUCCGAGCCCAUUGCACAUAUUCAAGCUCUGGCAGACUUUCCUCCAGAAUGUGAAUCCGCUCAUCAAACUUUUGCAUACCCAGACCGCUCAGCAGCAGAUACUCGAGGCCACUAGCGAUUUGGCCGGGAUAUCAAAGGAGUUUGAGGCAUUGAUGUUCUGCAUCUAUUGUCUCGCUGUGGUAUCCUUGAGCGACAAAGAAGUUCAAGAUUCUUUUGGAGAGGAGAAAACAGUCCUCCUUGCGCGAUACCGACGGGGUGCUCAGCUUGCGCUGGCGAAAGCAGGGGUCCUACGGACUUCGAGCAUAGUGGUGCUGCAAGCUUUUCUACUAUUUCUGCUUUCCAUGCGUGCCUUUUCCGACUCCGACUCUGUCUGGUCUCUGUGUGGUGUGGCAGUGCGAAUGGCCCAGCGGAUCGGUCUCCACCGGGACGGCUCCCAACACGGUCUAUCCGUAUUCGACACCGAGAUGCGACGUCGUUUGUGGCUCCAGCUAAUAAUCUUGGAUGCUACCACUGCCCAGAGUUCCGGUAUCACGUCGCAAACCUCUCUGAUGAGGGCUGACGUGCGACGCCCCUCCAAUGUGAACGACAGCGACCUGGACCCUCGCAUGACGGAGAGCCCUCGCGAGCACGACGGCGCUACCGAGAUGAUAUUCUGCCUGGUGCGGAAUGAAUUCGGAGAAUGGCUGGAGCGCUGGUCCAAGGUGAACGUGUUUUCCAAUGGGAUUUGGGGGUUUCUGAGCUCGCCUUCGCUUUCGCUCGCGACAAAGGACGAAGCGAUCAAUGAGCUCAGCGGCGCGCUGGAGUCCAAAUUUCUCCAGGAUUGCGAUAGGUCCAUACCGUUGCAUCUUAUUACAUCUAUUGUGAUCCAAACCAUCAUUUGCCACAUGAGACUCGCGGCACAUCAUCCUCGUCAGUAUAGCAGCGGAGAGAGCAUCGACCAGAAGGAGCGAGACUACAUGUUUUCCAUCUGCCUGCAGAUGGUGGAGAAUUCUGUCGCGGCGCAAACAAGUACCGUCAUUCAGCGAUACGCAUGGCAUGUAGAAAACCAUGUUCCGUGGGAUGCCUGUAUACACAUGCUAUACGAACUGGGACAUCGCGUAAACGACCAGGAAACCGGAAGAGCCUGGCGCCUCCUCGACGAGAUAUACCGCCACCACUACUGGCAGAUGAAGAACCGACCGAAAAAUCCGCUCUAUAUUGCAAUGCGAAGACUCCUUGUGAAGGCUUGGAAUGCAAAUACCGAGGAGCGCGCUCGCCAGAACAAGCCAUUGUUACCCCGUCCGUGGAUUAUCUCGACGCUGUCUGUAGGGACGAAGGCACAAGAAGCAGCUCAUGAAUCAGGGAUCGCGACUUCUCAGUCAACCACUGCCGCACCAGAAGUGGUUCAGGGGAGCCAACCAGCCCCCGAAGUGCCAUUGGAGGUGCCAUUGGAUGUCAGUCAGGAGGUUGACUUCGGGGGCGACAUGGACGAUCUUGAACUCAGCCCAAUGAAUUGGGAAGAGUGGGACGAUCUGCUGCGGCAGUUUACCAAUAGCGAGGCUUUGGGGUAG
Molecule: messenger RNA, 2052 nt
Organism: Aspergillus steynii IBT 23096
Lineage: Eukaryota; Fungi; Ascomycota; Eurotiomycetes; Eurotiales; Aspergillaceae
Product: Zn(II)2Cys6 transcription factor
Exons: 4
Coding region: 1-2052 (683 amino acids)
Biological process (GO): DNA-templated transcription; regulation of DNA-templated transcription
Molecular function (GO): zinc ion binding; DNA-binding transcription factor activity, RNA polymerase II-specific; DNA binding
Source: RefSeq, a predicted model, not a curated record